Messenger RNA from Tripterygium wilfordii, 480 nucleotides. RefSeq lists its product as uncharacterized. The record is from RefSeq and is a predicted model, not a curated record. The transcript has a single exon. NCBI's taxonomy places the organism in Eukaryota, Viridiplantae, Streptophyta, Magnoliopsida, Celastrales, Celastraceae. The coding region runs from base 1 to 480 and encodes 159 amino acids.
AUGUUUAUCGAUAAUGAAGCCACUGAUCUGUUAGAUCCACACCACGAUGCCCUUGUCAUCUCCAUCCAGGUAGCAAAUUGUAUAAUCAAGCGGGUAUUGAUCGACAACGGUAGUUCGACGAAUGUCCUGAUGUUGAGCACUCUCAAAAAGAUGAAUAUCGAUGAAAAUCAUGUCGUUCGACGAUCGACAAUCCUAAUCGGGUUUGGCAGAGAACAAAAAUUUAACGAAGGCGAAAUAGCAUUGCCAGUCUAUGCCAGUGGGAUCAACUGCCAAACGAAGUUCCUCGUCCUCGACUGUCGCUCACCAUUCAACAUAAUCCUUGGGCGUCCAUGGAUCCAUGAGAUGAAAGCAGUCUCGUCAACUUACCAUCAGGUUGUCAAAUUCCCAACGGCCACCGGUAUCAAAGAAAUCUACGGUGAACAAUUGGCCUCUAGAGAAUCUUACCAGAACGGCCUCAAAAAGAAGAAAGAGCAGUUAUAG